Molecule: messenger RNA, 1310 nt
Organism: Temnothorax curvispinosus
Lineage: Eukaryota; Metazoa; Arthropoda; Insecta; Hymenoptera; Formicidae
Product: myosin-IB-like
Exons: 6
Coding region: 198-854 (218 amino acids)
Cellular component (GO): myosin complex
Molecular function (GO): cytoskeletal motor activity
Source: RefSeq, a predicted model, not a curated record
UGCUAAAUUGAUGCAGAUUUAUCGAAGGCUUUAUCACACGGGAUGGACCGCCUACAGAGAUUAACAAGGCAUUUAUUGAAUUGGCGAAAUCGCAAUGGCUCAUCAGACUUUCGAAGGCGUUGCCACCGGGUGUCUUAAAUAAAUACUGGCCGCCAUGUCCAUAUUCUUGUCGAGAGGCAUCAGAGCAUUUGCGCGUAAUGCAUAUGCUAUGGAAAGCCCGUUGUUAUCGAAAGGCGUUAAGCAAGGAGGACAAAGACCAUUUUGAGUUAAAGAUUCUUGCCGAGUCUUUGUUCAAGAAUAAGAAGAAAUCUUACGCAAAGAGUGUAGGUCCGAGAUUUGUAACCGAUCGUCUCGGUGAGGAGUACAAAGCACUGCGACAGAGCUUUACGAAUAACAUUUUGACAUCCGGAGAAAACAUAAAGUACGCCACUCCCGUCAUUAAAUACGAUCGGCAUGGGUAUAAGCCACGCGAGAGAGUACUCAUUUUAACACAGAAUGCCGUAUACAUUCUCGACACCCUUAAAACCUUCAAGCUUAAGCAUCGUCUACCUUACAAGGCUAUCGAGGAGUUGGUCGUUACCAGGGAGUCGGAUAAUUUACUCGUCGUUAGGAUACCACCCGAAUUGAAAAAGGACAAGGGUGAUUUGAUCUUGGAAGUUCCGCAUUUAAUAGAAGCGUUAACGAAAGCGAUCGAUAUCACCAAUCCGAAUAUUCUUAAAAUCGUCAAUACCGAAUCUGUGUCCCACAAACUAGUCAGCGGUAAGGAGGGAGUCAUCGAAGUUAGGACCGGCGCCACUCCGGCGAUCAGUAAAAAUCGAGAGAGUGGACAUUUAUUAGUGGUCGCUUCCCCGUAAAACUAUCCCAAGAGGAUCUCUCGAGAACCGGAAGAACCGGUGCCACGAUGUUUGGAGCAGCCUUAACACAAUGUGAUUUAGAAAAUACGCAACAGAACAUUAAGAAGAGAUAAUAUAUGACAUUUUAAUACAUCUUUAAAUUACUCCGGCGAUUUUGUCACCUUAUCACGAAAGGGUGAUAAAAUGACAGUAUACAGGUCUUUCAUUCCGACGUACAGAUUACGUCAGAAUUGUUGAAAGUAUGGAAGGCCCAGAGUGCCAUAAGGCCUCCUGUAUAAUAUUUCCUUGUAAAUUAGGUAAUAUUAUUAAACAAUAUUUAUUCUGAUAGGAAGAAGGAUAAAACCGACCGGAUUGGUGAGUUCGCGCUUGUCAGUAAUUUAUAAACGUUAUUUAAAUAUAAACUAAGCUUCAGUUACGCGAGCGCAAUAAAUGGAAAGAAAUUCUCUCUUCACUUUC